Molecule: messenger RNA, 954 nt
Organism: Telopea speciosissima
Lineage: Eukaryota; Viridiplantae; Streptophyta; Magnoliopsida; Proteales; Proteaceae
Product: NEP1-interacting protein 1-like
Exons: 5
Coding region: 50-772 (240 amino acids)
Source: RefSeq, a predicted model, not a curated record
ACUUUCGAACAAACAAAAACCCGUAUAUUUGAUUACAGGAGAAACGAAAAUGGAGUUUUACGCUUACCCUUCUCCUUCCCCUGUCCCUUCUCCUGCUGAUUCUUCUUUUUCAUCAUUUGGGAUCUGGGUUGAAAGAGUGAGAGGGGUUUGCCGUUCUGCGGCUUCUGCGAUUCUUCGCAACCUCCUGUCUGCAAUUUUCACCUUCUUUUUCGCAUUGGUGGGUUCCCUUUUAGGAGCAAUGACUGGAGCUUUGAUAGGCCAAGAAACUGAGAGUGGAUUCUUCCGUGGAGCUGCAGUUGGUGCCAUCUCUGGAGCUGUUUUCUCGAUUGAAGUCUUUGAAUCUUCUCUUCAUCUUUGGCAUUCUGACGAUUCAGGACUUGGGUGUCUCCUCUACUUGAUUGAUGUUAUUGCUAGCCUUCUGAGUGGAAGGCUUGUUCGGGAGCGGAUUGGUCCAGCAAUGUUAAGUGCAGUUCAGAGUCAGAUGGGUGCUGGUGAAACUAGCUUUGAAGAGGUCACAAGCAUCUUCGAGACAGGUGGAACCAAAGGGUUGUCAGGAGAUUCAGUUGAGAAAAUCCCAAAGAUCAAAAUCACAAACAUGAACAAUGUGGAUGCAUCUGGGGAGAGGGUCUCCUGUUCAGUAUGCCUUCAGGAUUUUCAGCUUGGAGAGAUGGUUCGAAGUUUGCCUUACUGUCACCACAUGUUUCAUCUACCCUGCAUCGAUGAGUGGCUCAUCAGACAUGGUUCCUGCCCAUUAUGCAGAAGGGAUAUGUAAUACCCCUACCACGAAUUACAAGAUGAGAAUUUUUUGAUAUAUUCUUUUUAAUUCUUGUUUUGUAUUCUUAUUAUCUUUAGGUUUUUUGCUCAUUCAAUUUUCCCACUUGACCACUUGAAUGUAACAGUACCACCUUGUUUAUAAGAAACUUUCAGAAUAGCAAUACAUGAAUGAUCAAUGUU